AUUCUCCUGAAGACAGUUUCAGACAGAUUGCUAGGCUGCUGCUGUACUCAUUGAAGCAGAAUCUACUGAAGAGUUGCUGAGGCAGAACUGAAAUCAUGCCUCGCCUCAAAGAAACGACAGUCUUGUCAGCUAAUUAUUUCUAACACACAAAUAGCAUUCUUGUCUAACAUUGCUUUUCAUGUAAAAUUCUAAGCCUUUUAAAGGCAGCUCUAGUGCUUAGGUGUUCAUCCAGGUUCUUUGCAGCCCCUGCUACUUUGCACUUACAUUAUGAGCAAGGUGAAGAAGAAUGGAAACUAAAGAUACCUGGAACUACCCGUAACAGCUGCAGAAGGAAAUGGGUCGGGUUUUCUCUCGACUAGAUGAAGAUAACACAAGUACAUCUAAGUGACUUCUACCAUGGCCUCAGCAAACUGAUGAUGAAAAUAAGGAAACUGGGGGAUUACUCCUUUCAGCUUCCCUGGACAAUGGAAGGAGAGCCUAUCACCUCUACUUUGUUGCCACCUGGGAAUGUUCCACAAGACGCUAGCUUGACCCUGGAACAGAAAACCACCUUUGUCUUUGUGAUCUUAUUAUUUAUUUUCUUAGGCAUCCUCAUUGUCCGAUGCUUCCGAAUUCUCUUAGACCCCUACAGGAGUAUGCCAACCUCCACCUGGGCUGACGGACUCGAUGGGCUAGAGAAAGGCCAGUUUGAUUAUGCCCUGGCUUAGACUGAGACUCAGAAAUACUAUUUAGAGGAGUUUGGUUUAAAAAAAAUCCUGGAAUGUAGAUUUAUUUCCCCCCAAUUUUCUCAGCUAUUAUAAAAGCUGCCUUGCAUGACUGCACAAAACAUUAAUUUGUUUUUAAAUAAAUGUCAAAGCGAGUUAAACAUUUGAAGAUAGACUGGUGAUUCUCCUAAUGGAGGGAAAAAAUAAAACAACUGCGCUUCAAAACAUAU
Mauremys mutica (yellowpond turtle) is the source of this 934-nucleotide messenger RNA. It is a transcript of the gene CTXN3, whose product is annotated as cortexin 3. NCBI's taxonomy places the organism in Eukaryota, Metazoa, Chordata, Testudines, Geoemydidae. Bases 360 to 707 code for a protein of 115 amino acids. The record is from RefSeq and is a predicted model, not a curated record. The transcript has 2 exons.